AUGGGAGACUACGGAGAGGGAGGUGAUUCCGUCCAUUUCUUGCUAAUUGCCGUAAAAAACGGCCCGGAAGAUGCAGCGCCGCACACUGGCGACUGGCGCGCUCCAAUCGAACCUCUUGUACAAGAUGGUGCGCCAAAACGAAUGAAGCCGUAUUUUCCUGGCCGUAUUUUACGGCAAUUAGGAAGAAAUGGACGGAAUCACCCCCCUCUCCGUAGUCUCCCAUCCUGUAUACGAAUACUCCAUCUGAAGUCUGCACUACCUCAGAUUCGUGGGGUGAUGCCUUUAAGCAUGCUGCUGUGA
Necator americanus (New World hookworm) is the source of this 300-nucleotide messenger RNA. RefSeq lists its product as uncharacterized. The record is from RefSeq and is a predicted model, not a curated record. NCBI's taxonomy places the organism in Eukaryota, Metazoa, Nematoda, Chromadorea, Rhabditida, Ancylostomatidae. The transcript is spliced from 2 exons. The coding region runs from base 1 to 300 and encodes 99 amino acids.